This is a messenger RNA of Trichomonas vaginalis G3, 777 nucleotides long. RefSeq names its product tyrosine phosphatase family. Gene Ontology annotation, molecular function: phosphoprotein phosphatase activity. The record is from RefSeq and is a predicted model, not a curated record. The transcript has a single exon. Gene Ontology annotation, biological process: dephosphorylation. Bases 1 to 777 code for a protein of 258 amino acids. Lineage: Eukaryota; Parabasalia; Trichomonadida; Trichomonadidae.
AUGAGCAUUUCGGAAGAGAUUUCUUUCUCGAAAAUGAGAAAUUUCCGAGACAUCGGAGGAUUCUUAGCAUCAAAUGGUAAGAAAGUCAAGAAAAAUAUCUUCUUUAGAGGUCCUGCUCUUGAUAAUUUAAGGACCAAAGAAGAUUUCGAAAAAUUUAAGAGUUUCAAUAUCAAAACUAUAUACGACUUACGAUCUGAUAGCGAAAGAAAAGUUAGACCAGAUCCAAUAUUUCCUGGUGUAAAGCAAAUUGGAAUAUCAGCUUUGCAAAAUUGUCCAAGCAGUAAAAUAGAUGUCACAAUACACUACAUUAGGACUCUUAAUCGCGAGCAGAUUGCAGAACUCAAUAAAAUGACAGCAGAAAGAUACAAAUACAUUCCUUUCAAAAAUAAAGCAUACCAAAUGAUUUUUGAUGACAUAAUUGAUAAGAAUGUACCAAUCUUAUUCCAUUGCUUUGCAGGAAAGGAUAGAACAGGUUUAAUUUCUGCUUUCAUUUUAUCAAUGCUUGGUGUUCAAUAUGAAGAGAUAGUUAAAGACUACCUAAUUACGAAUACCUACAUGAAAUAUGCCGUUGACAGAGUUAAGCGUCAAUUAGAAAAAGUCCUUCCUCCUGGCAGCGAUGAUGUCAUAGCCAAAUUCGCUGGUGCACAGAGAAGUCAUCUUGAUACCGCUUAUGAAACGAUUUACAGUCGUUAUAAGGAUUUCGAUUCUUUCCUUGAAGAUAACUAUGGAAUCACACCACAAAUCAAGGACAAAUUGAUGGAAACAUACCUUGAAUAG